This is a messenger RNA of Oncorhynchus nerka (sockeye salmon), 4824 nucleotides long. RefSeq names its product suppressor of cytokine signaling 5-like. The record is from RefSeq and is a predicted model, not a curated record. Gene Ontology annotation, biological process: intracellular signal transduction; phosphatidylinositol phosphate biosynthetic process. Bases 2001 to 3635 code for a protein of 544 amino acids. The transcript has 2 exons. Gene Ontology annotation, molecular function: 1-phosphatidylinositol-3-kinase regulator activity. Gene Ontology annotation, cellular component: phosphatidylinositol 3-kinase complex. NCBI's taxonomy places the organism in Eukaryota, Metazoa, Chordata, Actinopteri, Salmoniformes, Salmonidae.
GCAUUACAGUAUAACAAUACGGGCAAAUAAGGAGAGACUUCAAACAUUCUUGUCGAAUAUUUGAGAGUGACAACCUUUUUUUCCUCCGGAUUUUGCCUUCUCCGUUAGCUCAACAAUCAAACUUGUUUCCGUUAUCAUGAACUAUUUGUUAGUUUUACCACAUUUUAGUUGGUCUUUGUGACAUCCUCAAAACGUUUUUGUUAUGAAACAAAUGUUCGAUAUUGUUUUUUUCUGAGGUUAGCGUAAGCUAACGCGUCUUGCUAUAAGGGAAAGCGUGAUGCCUGAAAUGUUUCAGAUAGAUGCUAGGCUAAUGCUACAAAGCCGUUUAGCUAGCUAACGUUAACUGGCUAGCUAGGGGCACUGCUUCAAUCGCAUCCAGCUAUAAAAGAACGCGUAUAUCUCCGUUAUCAAGGAAGGGAGUUAUCUGCUAUAGGGGUUCUCAAACUUUCUGGAGCUCGGGACCCCUUUUGUGAUAAGUACUUUUUCCACCACUGUGAAUUACUUAAUUGUCAUACUUGAGUAAAAGUAAAGAUUACCUUAAUAGAAAAUUACUCAAAUGAAAGUCACCUAGUAAAAUACUACUUGAGUAUAAGUCUAAAAGUAUUUGGUUUUAAAUAUACUUAAGUAUCAAAAGUGUAAUUUCUCAAAUAUACUAAAGUAUCAGAAGGAAAAGUAUAAAUAAUUGCAUAUUUUUUUAAUAUUAAGCAAACCAGACAACACCGUUUUAUUUGGUAUUUUAUUUACCGGUUAGCCAGGGGGGAACACCAGUCAGACAUUUACAAAUUACGAUGUGUAUUAUGUGUAUUUGGUAAGUCUGCCAGAUCAGAGGCAGUAGGAAUGACGAGGGAUUUCAUCUUUAAGUGCAUGAAUUGGACCAUUUCCUGCUAAGCAUUCAAAAUGUAGUUUUUUUGGAUGUCAGCGAAAAUGUAAAAAAUAUAUUUUUUAGGAAUGUAGUGAAGUUGUAGUGACGUUUAAAGUGGUCAAGAAUACAAAUAGUAAAGUACAGAUACACCAAAAACUACUUAAGUAAAAAUACUUUUAAACUACAACUUAAGUACUUUAUACCACUGCAAAAUCAUCAGGAACCCUCUCAUAAUCAGAACACAAUUUGAGUGAGAAAGUAUAGGAUACAAGGACUUUUACUAUGACUUUGGCAGUGCAUGACCGGACGAACCAAGUCUCGGCCCCUAGGAAGGAAAUGUUUUUGCAAAAUUUUUGAUUAUUAUAAUUUUUACCAGUUUCAAGCUCAUUUUCUGCAAUUCUACAACAACAAAAAAUCAUGAGGCAGAGAGCCUUUUUGUUGUGCAAGCUUUAAACCUCAUCCUGCAAUUCUACACAGUCUCAUGGCAGUUACAAAGCUUGAAUUACAGUGCAUCUAUGUUGAGAAACAUUUUAAGGGUAAUACAAGAAGUGUUGAGUUGAACAAUGUAUAAAUGGUGGACUUCUGUGGAUAAUAUCCCUGCGAGCCUCUCAUGCCCAUGUUGCCCAGAGUUAAGAACAUGAAUUAUAGCAUUCUUAUGACUGACUAUCUCUUAUUAAAUUGACUGGAGCCAGCAAAUCUCUUGUAAAAUUGACUGGGGCUGAGUUUGACACUUACCUUUUGAUGGACCUCAGUCAAUUUGACAAGGAGAUUUGCUGGCCCCAGUCAGUUUGACAAGAUACCAUCUGUCUUUUGUUGACCAAUAAAAUCCAUUUUUUAUUUUGAGAUCUGGCUGUGGAUCCCCUUCUGGACCCCACUUUGAGAACCCCUGAUCUACAAGAUGGGUUAUUGACAGUACCAACUGUCUUUGCUGUCAGGGUGCAGCAACAAAAAAAUCUUAUAAAAAGCCCCAAGUGACUGACAGUGAUGCAUGGGACAUUUUAUUGACAGUCAUUGGAAAGAUUCUGAAUGGGGGGGGCUUGCUUCUGAGAACUGACGGCAGCCACAAAUCACCAGUCACAUUUUCCCUGCAGCUGACCCGACUGCAACUACCAUUUUUCCAGCCCGUAAUUAACCUGACAUGUCUCAACCGAAGGAGUCAGGCGAUCGUGGGAAAGACAGGGAGCGGGGCGCCCGUCCCAAGGUGAGACAGAGCCGGUCUGAGGAGAGAAGAGAUGCCGGUGGAAGAGGAAAGAAAAAAGGCCAUACGUCCCGUGAGCAGCAAGCUGCGGAGCGGCCUGUCAGCGAUGGGUUUGAGUAUGGGGAUCUGCUGACUGGUCUAGAGCCCAGGGACCGCUGCUCCUCCUCUCCCCUGAAAGAGGGCAGGAGAUGGCAGGGUCAGGAGGGGGUCACUUCACUCAGCCAGGACAGGGGGACAGCCAGGCUGGCACAGGGGACACUUGAGCCACCAGCCAGUGAGGCUGAGGGCAGGGGGGCAGGUGGCAUUCGCACACUCCGCCAAAAGAUUCAGGAUGCCAUGGGGCAGUGUUUCCCCAUAAAGACCAACACUCCAUCAUUGUCCAGUUCCACUCAGCAGGUCUUCAUGCCACAAGCUGCAGCUGCUGCCUCCUCACGCCGCAAGAUCCACCUUAGUGAACUCAUGUUGGACGACUGUCCCUUCGCUGCAGGCACCGAGCUGGCUCAGAAGUGGUACCUCAUCAAGCAGCACACAGCCCCCAUCUCCACACCUCCUAUAGUGGACACCUUGGUGGUCAGCACUAGUGCCUCUGCCUCAAACAUGGCCGCCGUGGUGGAGGAUGUGGAUGACCGGUUACGAGAGCGCAGGCGCAUCAGCAUUGAGCAAGGCGUAGAGCCACCUCCCAACGCAGAGAUCCACACGUUUGAGGUGACGGCCCAGAUCAACCCGCUGUACAAGCUGGGGCCCAAACUGGCCCAUGGUAUGAAUGAGCUUGCAGGGGACGACAGGGCUACCAUUCACCAGCAACAGCAGCUGCUUCUCCAGAGGCAGCAGCAGCACCAGCUCCUGCUGCAAAGCUGUCUGGACACUCUGGAUGAGGCAGUGGCUGUGGCUGCCUCCUCUUCUGCCUCUGCAUCUGCCUUGGUCCCUUUCUGUGAGGCUGCUUCUGUCCCUGACCCCGUGGAUGACCCUCAGGUCACAGCCAGCGUCCAGCCAACCAGAGCUGCCGUCCCCCAGGCUGAGGGUCCCCCUACUCAGGACGGCUAUCGCAUCCACACCCAGAUCGACUACAUCCACUGUCUGGUGCCUGACCUGUUGCAGAUCACUAACCUACCCUGCUACUGGGGUGUGAUGGACCGCUAUGAGGCAGAGACUCUGCUGGAGGGCAAACCAGAGGGCACCUUCCUCCUCCGCGACUCAGCCCAGGAAGACUACCUCUUCUCCGUCAGCUUCCGCCGCUAUGGCCGCUCGCUGCACGCCCGCAUCGAGCAGUGGAACCACAACUUCAGCUUCGACGUCCACGAUCCAAGUGUGUUCCACGCGCCCACCGUCACAGGGCUGCUGGAGCACUACAAGGACCCCAACUCCUGCAUGUUCUUCGAGCCUCUGCUGUCCAACCCCAUCCACCGCACCCUGCCCUUCAGCCUGCAGCACGUGUGCAGGGCGGUGAUCAGCAGCCGCACCACCUACGACGGCAUCAACGUGCUGCCCAUCCCCAACACCCUGAAGAAACACCUGAAGGAGUACCAUUACAAGCAGAGGGUGAGGGUACGGAAGAUGGACACCUGGUGGGAAUAACAAAGACCUUCUGGUGGAAGUGAACCACAACUAGGCUACUAACUAAACACUCAAUGGAGGCGGGCCUCGCUCAGUGGACAACCAGUUGACUCACUCCAUUUAAAAAAAAAAUAACAUAUACUUACCUACUGCAUUCACUGUAUACCUAGCUACCUGUUUUAUUUAUUAUUUCCCAUAUAUGACGUCUUACACUUGUCUCAAACUCUGGAUAUAAUGUUAAUUCAAUUACGAUGCACAUACACAUUUUUCUUUACUCACAAACUUCAGAAGUGUGGUAAUGAUGCACCAUGUGUGAGGGGAUGUAUCAAUUAUUUGGGUUGAUGUGAACAGAAUCCAGGCUGGUUUGGUGGAUGAGUUAUGGAGCACAUACAGGUUUAAUAAUGGGUCAGUUAAUUACCAUUGCCAAAUGUAGGCUACUGGAAACUAACAGAUGUGACUAUAUAUGAAUGACAACCUGCUGGAAAACUGCUGAGGACCUGACUGGUGGUAUAAACCAUUUGCAAAUACAUUUUUUUAAAAUAUUUUGUGUCAUUCCUUUUGUAGGCAAAAGAAAGGUACUUAAAUUAAUUUGACUCGUCCUAAUAACCUUGAAUAAUCCAAUACUUUCCUAUAUAGCCUAUAGUUUUCAGACAAACUAAAACUAUGGGGUGUAAGGCAGGUAAAUGUCUUGAGUUUCUAUCCAUGUGAGAUGAUGUUACUACGUUUCAAAUUAGCGAACAUUGAAGCCAUUGCUGAAUGCUUAACACAAAAUGAAUCAAAUUGAAUAAGAGUUGAAACCAUUUCUCAGUGUUGUGUUAGUGCUGAGAACAACAUGAAGCAGCACCUGCUGAGAAUAGCUCCAUCUCCUCUGAAGUUUGGAAGUGCUUUGGUCUAUUGAUCUUCUUAGCCUACCACUGAGCCUGUGUUGGAAUCAGAGGAAUGAUGAUGGACGCACAUAUAAGCUACCUUUACGUUUUGAUCAUUGAGUCAUUGUGCCUUGUGCUUGGAGGCUGUUGGUGUAGCCUGGUCCAAUAUAGACAUUCCAGCAUGAUGGUGAUUUUAGAAUGGCCUCCAUUUUGUAUAUCGAUGUUAUCUCAAUAUCUUGUUAGGGUACUGGCUAUAUCAAAACGGAGGAUUGUAUCAACAAUGAGCUUUUAAAAAAAUAAAUCUGACUUUUUAGUACCAUGUCCUCACAUGACAUGAACAUUUA